This is a messenger RNA of Zygotorulaspora mrakii, 1914 nucleotides long. RefSeq names its product Tpo4p (gene TPO4). The coding region runs from base 1 to 1914 and encodes 637 amino acids. The record is from RefSeq and is a predicted model, not a curated record. Lineage: Eukaryota; Fungi; Ascomycota; Saccharomycetes; Saccharomycetales; Saccharomycetaceae. Gene Ontology annotation, molecular function: spermine transmembrane transporter activity; spermidine transmembrane transporter activity. The transcript has a single exon. Gene Ontology annotation, biological process: spermidine transport; spermine transport; transmembrane transport.
AUGGAGGUAGAGUUGAAGGAUAGGAAGCCCAGCGAUAGCUCCGAAAGCUGUACUGAUGAAAAAAGUUAUCACAGCGUGAAAGAGGAUUCACGUGCUCAAGACGUAGUAAAAGAGGGCAAAGAAGAUGUUGUGAGGCCGAUAGAGGGCAAGGGUGGGCAGGCUGACCCUGAUGCAGUUAUAGAUCCGGCAACGCUGGAUUGGGAUGGGCCGGAUGAUAUGGACAAUCCACAUAAUUGGCCUGCGUGGAAGAAAUGGUACGCUACAAUGACAGUGGCGCUGCUUUGUCUGGUGGUGACGAUGGGAUCUUCACUUUAUGUAUCGAGUGUGCCUGUUUUCCAGGCUAGAUAUCAUGUGAGCCGGACCCUUGGUCUUGCGGGAUUGACAUUUUAUCUGCUGGGCCUAUCGACAGUGAUUUUUGCCCCAUUGAGUGAAGUGUUUGGUCGUAAACCCAUAUACCUGUUUACGCUGCCAAUAUCGAUGCUUUUCACUAUGGGAGUGGCCUUGUCCAACGGCCAUAUGAGGAUGAUUUUGCCACUACGAUUUUUCUCUGGACUCUUUGCAUGUCCGGCGUUGAGUGUUGGAUCCGGGACGGUCAUGGACAUAUUUGACUUCGAUGAGGUUUCUACGGCUGCUGUGUUGUUCUCAUUGGCGCCUUUUUUGGGCCCAGUUAUAUCCCCAAUCAUGUCUUCGUUUGCCGUGGAAGCUCAAGGCUGGCGCUGGACUCAAUACAUUCAACUAAUUGCUGGUGGAGUCAUUCUACCGUUCAUUUUUGUCCUACCUGAAACACAUAAAGGUAUUAUUUUAAAGAAAAGGGCAAAGAAGAGAAACUUAAAUUUGAAGGAAUUCACCAAGGAGGAACAAAAACAGUUUUUGAAGGUGGUCCUGACGAUGACCACUCUACGUCCGGUGAAAAUGCUUGUUGUUGAACCAAUUGUGCUUGUUUUCAGCAUAUAUGUUGCAUUUAUCUUCGCUGUCUUAUUUGGUUUCUUCGAAGCAUAUCCAAUUAUCUAUUCGGGAGUGUAUGGAAUGAGCUCUGGUGUUUCGAGUUUACCAUUUCUAGGGAUCGGUAUCGGUCUUUGGUUAGGAGCACUUUUCUACAUUGUAGUCGAUAGGAAAAUUUUAUUUCCAAAGGCACCUCCUGGAACUCCAGAGUUGGAGAACAGUACUUCUAAUAGGACUACUCCUUAUAGAGGAGAGAGGGAUCCAAAAACAAACGAACUUCUUCCUGUUGUACCGGAAAGGUUUCUAUUAGGUUGUAAAUGUGGUGCCGUAGCUCUACCAGUUGCCCUUUUCUGGCAAGCAUGGACCGCAAGACCAGACGUACACUGGAUGUCACCUGUUGCAGCUGGUGUUCCGUUUGGCUUUGGAUUGAUUAAUAUUUUUUUCAGUGUUAUCAUCUACUUCACGCAAUGCUUCCCGCCAUUAAUGGUUGCAUCUGCCCUAGCCGCUAAUUCCCUGUUGAGAUAUGUGGUGUGUAGUGUUUUUCCUUUGUUCACAGUACAAAUGUACGAAAACUUAAAAGUCAAAUGGGCAAGUACACUUUUUGCAUUGAUUUGUGUGGCAAUGCUACCGAUCCCAUGGAUCUUUGAACGUUGGGGCAGUAAAAUAAGACGUAGAUCUCAGUUCGGCUAUGCGGCGAUGAUCAAAACGGAAAAUGAACGUGAAGAGACUGACGGUGAUAAUUAUGAUGACAAUGACCAAGCCACUUUAAGCAGAGUAGCGACUUUACAAGUUUAUGAUGACUCACAUUCUAUGGCGUCUGUCAAAAGAACAUCUUCAAGAGUUAGUAAUGGUGGGACAAGCGGCCGUAGCCAAGCUGUUAUAAGAGCUGAGCCACAAGAAUCUAUGUAUGACCACUUGGAAAGUGAUCAUUCAGAAGCGUCUUUAUCGGAUCGCACUUCCGAUAAAGUUUAG